Molecule: messenger RNA, 523 nt
Organism: Gigantopelta aegis
Lineage: Eukaryota; Metazoa; Mollusca; Gastropoda; Neomphalida; Peltospiridae
Exons: 3
Coding region: 122-523 (133 amino acids)
Molecular function (GO): protein binding
Source: RefSeq, a predicted model, not a curated record
CUAAACUCUGUAUUGAAAACCAGUCUAACACGCGUUCCUGGUAACGUAAACACAGUACCUGUAGGUCGAUCAAAUUUGAAGAAACAAUUUCAAGGUGAAUUUGUGAUAUCGAAGAUACAAUAUGGAAGGAGCGAAGAAGCGACGUCACGAUGUUGCACCUAGUCCGCCAGUGAUGUCUCAGACUCAAGAUGUACAACAGGAGUCAGCAAUUGAUUCACCUGCCUUUCAACCAGUAAAAAUGGCAACCAAAGAAUCCGAAUCUAAAGUCCAGUCCGGAUUUGUUGACAACUGGCAGAAAGGAAAGUCAGUCAUAGAGAGUCUCAGAUAUUCACUGGAGGAACAGAUCCUGUGUGACGUCACCUUCAUUGUGGGAGAAAACCGGAAGCGGAUACAGGCUCACAGGUUCAUACUGAGUCUGCGCAGCUGUGUAUUCAUGGCGAUGCUGACCGGACCUCUAGCAGAACAGGAUGAAAUUGAAAUCCCAGAUAUCGAUUCUGAUACAUUUGAACAGGUUUUACAGUAA